ACCUACUGACAAAGGGAGUGCCACAUUUGGUGAACUUUGCUCAUGCAUGAGAUUUUUUCCUGGAUCAUCCUUAACAUUGAACACACUAUACCAUCAUGUCAGUAUCAUCCAUGGCACGCAUAGAUUUUGUACCAGCUACAGCUGAGGACUACAAAGAGCUGAUGUCCAUAUCAGAUGGAAUCUAUAAAGGGAUGGACUAUCUACCUUUCAACUACCAUGCAUGGCUGAAGGAUCAUCGAAGACGUAUGUUUUUGGCCAAGAGUGAAGGAAAAAUAGUGGGCUUUGAGUCCUUCUUGCUGGUCGAUGGAGGUGGCACUGCUGUAUUGCAAGGCCUUCGUGUGGCCCCCUGGAUGAGGGGACAAGGCAUGGCUGGUAUAAUCCAGAGAUAUUGCCUAGAUAAACUUCAUUCUGACCACCCCCAAGUGAAAAGAGUGCGCCUGACUCGUGGUGAGGACCCUCCACCCAACUUAUUGAGGAUGUUCAAAGUGAUCAACUCCAAGGCAAUGGUGUCUAUAUUACUUCCCUCUGACCAGCUUGAGAAAGAUAUCAAAUUGUUGGAGUCUCGUCUGGACAAUGUGGGACGAUCAAUCGAUUGCACUAUUGUGGAACCUGCUGAGGUGCUCAAACUCUUUGAUGGGACAAAGACCAGAGAAGAUCUGUUUCCUGGGGAUCUCCUGGUGCAGAACUGGCUUCCUCUUACCACCCACAGAUCCAAUUUGGAGAUGCUUUUUGAAAGGGGAGUGAUUUGGAUCUACUCCGAAGCAUGCAACACGAGUGGAUCUUCGGAACUGUCUGCUGAAAACUCUGCUGGCAGUGCGGACGGAUAUCAAACUAACAAUGAAAACCUUGUAAGAAGAGGGCCACCAACCCAGCCAUCGUCUCCGGCUGGGUUCCUCAGCCUCGGCACCCCAGCAUUUCCGGUGGCUUAUGCAAAUGCCACAUAUGUCUUCCACAUUGACUUGUAUGGAGUUGACCAAGCAAGUCUUAAAAGACAUAUCAUAGAGCAGAUUAAGCUGUGUAUACAAACCUUACCAGCAGGGAGCAGUAUAUUCUGCUUCAUGUACACCGAGCAGAGUCUCCGAAGUGACCUCAUCCACCUGUGUGAAGGACUGACGCCGUUCGUUGUACUUAAGGACCAGAUGGUCCUAGAAAUGGAUAUUUAAAGCAUUUGGUGACCAUUUCCCAUUAUCAUGGGACUCUUUAACCACUUAAGUACCGCCU
Rana temporaria (common frog) is the source of this 1221-nucleotide messenger RNA. Its product is annotated as probable N-acetyltransferase 16. Bases 96 to 1163 code for a protein of 355 amino acids. The record is from RefSeq and is a predicted model, not a curated record. NCBI's taxonomy places the organism in Eukaryota, Metazoa, Chordata, Amphibia, Anura, Ranidae. The transcript is spliced from 3 exons. Gene Ontology annotation, molecular function: acyltransferase activity, transferring groups other than amino-acyl groups.